Messenger RNA from Carassius gibelio (silver crucian carp), 3712 nucleotides. RefSeq lists its product as uncharacterized. The record is from RefSeq and is a predicted model, not a curated record. NCBI's taxonomy places the organism in Eukaryota, Metazoa, Chordata, Actinopteri, Cypriniformes, Cyprinidae. The transcript is spliced from 10 exons. The coding region runs from base 604 to 1362 and encodes 252 amino acids.
UAACUUCAAACAUAACCUGUUUUCGAGUGAAUCUUUGACUGAGUUUGAAAGCCUCAAAAUGGCAAAAUUUUGUUUUGAUGCUGAAAAUGCUUUAAACUGUCCGAUCUGUCUGAAUCUGCUUACAGACCCAGUGACUACAUCUUGUGGCCACAGUUACUGUAUGGACUGCAUCGAGAGAUCCUGGGAUCAGGAGGUUUAUAAAGGAGUGUACAGCUGCCCCAAAUGCAGGACACAAUUCAACCAAAGACCAACUCUCAGCAGAAGCACAGUGCUAGCUGAAAUUGUAGGUGGAAUGAACCAGGAGGAUCCAGCUGGCCCUGAAGAUGUGCCGUGCGAUGUUUGAAAGGAAGAAAACUAAAAGCCAUCAAGUCUUGUCUGGUGUGUUUGGCUUCUUACUGCCAAUCUCACAUUCAGCCUCAUUAUGAGUCUGAAGCUUUUAGAAAGCACAAACUGGUAAAUGCUUCCUCAAAUCUACAGCAGCAGAUCUGCCCACAACAUCAUAAAGCGCUGGAGAUUUACUGUCAGGAUGACCAGAAGUGUAUAUGUGUAGUUUGUUUGGGGGGUCAGCACAGUGGACAUAAAACAGUCUCAGCUGCUGACGAAAUGGAUAAAAAACAGGAGGAGCUGAAAAUAAAACAGAUGGAUUUCAUGCAGGAGACUAAAGACAGAGAAAAGAGGGUUCAAAUGUUGAAGAAAGCUGUUGAGUCUCAUAAGGCGGCGGUGCAGAACAGUGAGAAAAUCUUUGAUGAGCUCAUCAGCUUCAUUCAGAAAAGACAAGCUGAGAUGAGAGAGAAGAUCAGUGCUCAAGAGAAGGAAGUACAAGAAGCUGAGAAUCACGUAAAGACACUGGAGCACGAGAUCAGAACUCUGCAGAAGGAUAACGAUACAUUGGAGCCACUUUUGAAAACAGAAGAUCACAUUCAUUUCUUCCAGAAUUACCCUUCCUGUUCGGAAUUCCUUUCAUACACAAUCUUAUUAAGGGAUUUUAAUAAUCUCAUGACAACUGAGAAUGUAAACAAAUCUCUCUCAGAAUUGAAAGAGCAACUGGAUAAAAUAUGUAAAGGACACAUGAGCAGAAAAUCAGUUGGUGAUAUUUUGAGGUCAAAAAGAGCUUCCAUUUUAAGAAGAAAAGCAAAUGUGAGGGAAAUUGAGCACUGUCAACUGGAUAUAAGUACUCAGUCAUCGGAGCGCCAUCAAUCGGAUAUAACAACUCGGCCUUUGGAGCGUCAUCAAUCGGACAUAAGACCUCGGACAAUGGCUUUCAACGAAACAGGGAAAGCAGUAUGGCCCAGACCGAAUCGCACUGAUCGGAUGUACAAUGAUUACUCAUACAUAUCUGAUGAUGAUGAUCUCUAUGGAUAGAUGGAGAUGUUUCCACUUAUCUCCUGAUGACCCUUUAAUCUGCAUGUGGAUUCUGGAACUCAUCAUUCCUUCACAGAGUACAGUGAAAGGUCAGAGUAUUACUGCACAAAAAAAAUGGAGAUGAUCUGAAUCUAAAGGACCUUGUUAUAGUGUUUAUUUAUUAGGCUAUUGUUGUCUUUUGCUUCCCUGUACAUAUAUGGCUUUAACAAACUAUUAUUCAUGGGGGUUUUUACAUAUUAUUAUGGGGUUUGUGAAAGCAAACCAGUCUACCUUUGGAAUUUUUCUGUCAUUCAAUAACAUUUAAAAACAAUGCUAAACAAAGUGCUGUUAAAUAUUAAUAUUAAAGGGUUAGUUCAAGUUUCAAGCUGUUUGAUGCCACUCAGCAAGAUAAUUAUAAUAAAAAGCGCAUCCAUUUAAAAAAGUGUCUUCACAUGGCUCCAGGGGCUGAACAAAGGGUGAACACGGGCCUUCUGUAGUGAAUUUUUGUGUUUUUGUAAGAACAAUAUCCAUUUUCGAAACAUAAUAAUCACUUAAAUCUAGCUUGCGCUCACAGCUGUAAAUGAAGCAGUUUUGGGGGAAUGAAGUAUGAGGUCAGAUUUGUGCAGCCGCCGAUGAAUCUCGUGAAAACCAACGUUUGUUAACAGGAGCAAAGGAAGCAAAGUUUCCUUACUUUUAGCAAAGGAAAACCAGUCUCCUCUUGGCUUAUAUCAAAAUCCUCCAACAUUCUUCUUUACAAAUCCACGUUUUGAACUUCUAAUUAGUGACUGUUGUUUUGUUUUGAUCUCUCCUCUGGGUUUCCGCGUGCAUCACUUCUGAACGGCGCAUGCGCAAAUCUGACCUCAUACGUCAUUCCCCUGAAACUGCUUUGUUUACAGCUGUGAGCGCAAGCUAGAUUAAAGUGAUUAUCGUAUUUUUCUGACUAUAAGUCGCACCUGAGUAUAAGUUGCAUCAGUCCAAAAAUACGUCAUGAUGAGGAAAAAAACAUAUACAAGUCGCACCGGACUAUAAGUCGCAUUUAUUUAAAACCAAGCACCAAGAGAAAACAUUACCGUCUCUCUUGGUUCAUGUCAAAUUAAUUUUGAUAAAUAAGUCGCACCUGACUAUAAGUCGCACGACCAACCAAGCUAUUAAAAAAAAGUGUGACUUAUAGUCUGGAAAAUACAGUAUUAUGUUUUGAAUAUGGAUAUUUUUUUUACAAAAAUGCAUCGAUUUGCUACAGGAGGCCUCACCACCCAGAGCCAUGUGAGACGCUUUUUUAAUGGAUUAUGUUUUUAUUAAACUUCUCAUGGACCGAUGGAGUGCAACACCUGCUGAGUGGCAUCAAACGGCUUGAAAGAUCAAAGACAAUUUUUAAAAUAACUCUAACUGAAUUUGUCAGAAAGAUACACCUAGGAUGACUUCAACAAACCCUUUAAGCAUGAAUAGAUUUGCACACAAACAACAAAACGAUUUACACAUAGACUGGGUAUUCUAAAUUUUAGAAGGUUUUAUCUGUUGGAUCACAUUUUAAACACCUGUAUUUCAUUUUUUUUAUUAUUUGAUAGCUGGCCAUUAGGUCGUGCUAUAAUAUGUGAACAUACUGUAUAUUUUUACUUGAAUUUUUCAGAAUAGAAUGUAAAUUCUUGAAUUCAAGUUACGCUAAUAAACUGAUCUACAUGGUUGAGGAAUUGUGUAUGAUUAUUAAAUAUUAAUUAAUAUGUUUAAAAUACCUUUAAUUAUUUAUUCAAAAUUGCUCCUGUUUUAUUUAAGCAGUUUGUGUGUUACAGUGAACAUGUCUUGGAUAAAUCACAUUCAGUAAUAAUGAACUAGAUUGAACUAGAUAGAACUAAAUGCAUAAGGAUAUCAGCACACACUGAGAACACAUCAGUGAAUGUAUUUAGUGAUCAGAUCAAAAUAUUUUAGACAUCAUUUACUGCUUUAUUUAUUACUGAUCAAAUAUGCUAUGUUAAAGAACAACAGCAUGCUAUAUUCAUCAGUUCAGACAAAGUGGUCCAUUUGGUGUGUUUUGGCAUGUGCUUCAUAUUGGAGGGGAAAAAGAGAUGUCUUGAACACUUUAAGGUAUUUUAGCACCUUAAAUGGGACAGACACUUCAUUGCAAUUACCAGAUUAUUGAUUACAUUUAAACCUAUGCCACUUGCUCCAGUGGAACACAAGAGAAGAUAUUACAAAUAAUGUUGGACCUCACUAACUGUUUAUAUAUACACACCUUUUAUUAAUUAAUUUAUUUGUUGUUCCAUGGAAGAAAGAAAUGCAUACAAUAUUGGGGUGAGUAUAUUAAUACUAAUAAUAACAAUAAUUUGCCUUUAUUGAUGUGAUGGCAUGAAUUUUCUGCAAAUCUUUGCCUUUUAUU